UCAACUGAUUAAGUAAAUGUUUGAUUGUUUUUUUUUCCAGGCUAAAUAGAUGUAAAAAGUGAUGAAUUUCACGGAAACAGAGGAAGACAUAAUUUCUCGUAUGACAAAUGAAGCUAUUCUACAGAGAAUUCCUUGCAUUAUUUACAUUGGAGUCCUAAGUUUUAUUGGAAUUAUUGGUAACAUUCACGUGUUGAUACUAUUCUCUCGCGCUGACAGGAAACCUUCCACGUAUACUGUAUUUGUUAUAGCUCUGUCAAUCGUGGAUUUGGUUGCAUGUGUAGUGCACAUGCCAAUGGAAAUAUUAGAUUUGACAAAACCGUAUACAUUUUAUAACGAAGUUGGUUGCAGAUUGUUCAGAUUUAAUAAUGCGUUUCUCUUGAUGUCAUCGAUAUCUAUACUUGUUUGUAUUGCUUUAGAAAGGUACCGACGAGUUUGUAACCCUAUGAAAACCCAAAUGACCGUAUUGACAUCAAAAAGGCUUUGUGUCUUAGCCAUGUGCUUGUCUCUUAUUAUUACACUUCCAAUGUUUUUUCUUAAUGGACACCACGUUGUCAGUCUAGAAGGAAAUGGCGCCAACGCCACUGGAUAUAUGUGUUUCAUUAACGAUGACUUUCAUGGAACCUUGUUUUUAUAUUCAUACUUAGGAUUUAUGAUCAUCGUGUUCAUUAUAUGUUCGACAAUUUUAAUUUGUGCAAAUUUUUCAAUAUCAAAAGUUGUAUUUAGUCGUCACGCAAAUAUUAGAGAAAGCCGGAAGUUGUCCGAAGACAUGCGUCAAAAUAUUUCUACUAUAGCGAGGCUAGACUCUGUUCAGUCAAACAUUUCAAACAGUAGUAAACAUGUGGAGUUGUACCGAAAUUUAUCAGCAGGAACAAUGAAAACUUUGAGAUUAUCAACUUUAAAAACAACUCGGUCGCUUAUCGUUAUAACAGGAAUUUUCAUAAUAGUUUUUGCUCCAUAUUUAGUGCUGAGCUGUGUCAUAAGUUUGGACAUAGAGUUUAAAUCAGGACUAAGUUACUUAGAAUUAACUGUGUAUCAGAUUGGAAUAAGACUUCUUCUUAUCAAUAACGUUUCAAAUCCAUUUGUAUAUGGGUUCACAGAUGACCGCUUCAAAAACGGAAUCCAAUCAUUUUAUUGUCGUCGAAAACAAAACAAAUAA
This is a messenger RNA of Mytilus californianus (California mussel), 1156 nucleotides long. Its product is annotated as thyrotropin-releasing hormone receptor-like. Lineage: Eukaryota; Metazoa; Mollusca; Bivalvia; Mytilida; Mytilidae. Gene Ontology annotation, cellular component: membrane. Gene Ontology annotation, molecular function: neuropeptide receptor activity. Bases 62 to 1156 code for a protein of 364 amino acids. The transcript has a single exon. The record is from RefSeq and is a predicted model, not a curated record. Gene Ontology annotation, biological process: neuropeptide signaling pathway.